Molecule: messenger RNA, 1043 nt
Organism: Salvelinus sp. IW2-2015
Lineage: Eukaryota; Metazoa; Chordata; Actinopteri; Salmoniformes; Salmonidae
Product: neuronal growth regulator 1
Source: RefSeq, a predicted model, not a curated record
ACGGCCGCAUGGCAACAGGAUCAGAGCCUGGGAGUUGUCUGCCGCUAGGUCUGCUCCCAUUUUAUCGCAUUUCUUCACUAGAUGGUGUGCAAGCCACUGGAGAGUAGGCUGCACUUACUAGCGCACAGUAGGCUACGGCUCCAACAAAACAAACCUGGAAAACUACAUUAUACGACGCGCCAUUUCUUUAGGCUUUUGAGGAGGAAACUGUGGGAAUAAAAGCUUUGCUUUAAGGUUUUCAUGCGACUUGGAUAAUAUUCAAUCCAGCUGUGAUGGACAUAAUGAUUGCGGUGCAGGAUGUGUGUGUCUCCAGUCAAUGGCUUACCGCUAUAAUUCUCAGUCUGUGCUGCUUUUUGCCUUCGUGCUUACCCGCUGGACAAACUGUGGACUAUGCAUCGAUUGAAAGUGUGGUCACCCGACAAGGCGAUACGGCUCUCCUGAGGUGCACUUCGGAUGGAAUCUCUAAAGGAGCUUGGUUGAACCGUUCCAGCAUCAUCUUCGCAGGGAAUGACAAGUGGUCCGUGGACCCCCGUGUGUCUAUCGUAUCGAGUGGGGGGGAGUACAGCCUGCAGAUACAGAAAGUGGACGUGACUGACGACGGCUUGUAUACCUGCUCUGUUCAGAGCGAGCGCAAUCCGAAGCCAAAGCAUCUUCAUCUAGUCGUUAAAGUUCCCCCCAAGAUCUAUGACAUUUCCUCUGACAUCACGGUAAACGAGGGCAGCAACGUGUCACUCAUCUGCACAGCCAGUGGGAAACCAGAUCCCACCAUCUCCUGGAGACACAUAACCCCAUUAGCCAGGAAGUAUGACAGUGGAGAAUAUCUAAACAUCACCGGUAUCACGAGGGACCAAGCAGGGGACUAUGAAUGCAGUGCAAUGAAUGACAUUGCCUCUCCUGACACCAAGACGGUGAAAGUCAUAGUCAAAUGUAAGUACAUCUCUGUCCUUGCUACAAUUUGGCUGCCAAAGCAGAUUCUCAUCUAUAUCAAUGUGUACUGUUCAUUGACAAUGAGCCAGAUCUCUUUAUGAGCCAUCUAGUCAGAU